UUAAAACUCUAAUUGUCGUUCAAAUUUUUAUUAAAAUGGGUGUAUUAAAAAAUCUGCAUGGUAUGACGAGAAGUGAACAAAAAGAAUUUUUUGAUUCUUUUGAUCAAGUUUUAUUUGAAAUAAAAGAUUCCAUAGAUGGCAAAGUAAAUAUUUUACCAGACAAACUUAGCACAAUUAAGUACUUUGGAAAAAUUAAGAAGGAUGUAAGAUAUUUAACAGAUAACAGUGGAAGCAAGACGGAAACAGUAGUAGACUAUUUACAUCAACAAAAUAUUGUGACUCAAAGAGAAGAUGUAUUUAGACCUAUAGAGUCAGUUAUUGCUUAUUUCAAAAAUAAAGGUUUUAAAAAGGAAAUAUUUGUUAUUGGUUCCAGCUUACUAAAAGAAGAAUUGGAGCAUGCUGGUUUUGAUUUAGCGGAAGAAGUUCCUAAGGAGAUAGGAAAAAAUUUUCGUGGUGUUUUUGUAAACAACAAAGAUAACAGCAAUGUGGGGGCUGUAAUAUUAGAUCACAAUUUUAAUCUAAGUUUCAUUAUGCUGCAAAAAGCAUUCUGGUGUUUAGGGUCACCCGAUUGUGAACUUAUCACUAUAAAUCCUGAGAAGGAAAUUGUCACGGAGCAAGGAAAUAUUUUAGGAAUAUACUACUUUGUGAAAACCUUAAAGGAUAUUACAAAAAAAUUAGAAGUUAACCUUGGUCAGUAUUCACAACAUUAUCACGAAGCUCUGGCAAAAAAAUUUCAGAUAUCCGAUCCCAAACGAAUUCUCUAUAUAAGGGAGCUAGAUACAAAAUAUAAAGAGAUAGAAAUCGAAGAAAACUUUCAAGAGAUUCUGAUAUUAAAUGGUACUGACGAACAAAGAGAGGAUGAAUUGAAGAAGCACAUGAAUAGCAAUUGUAAAUAUUUUGUAGAAAAUUGGGAUAGUUUAAAUAAAAUAUUACGAGACGUGUACUAAAUAUAUGUAUAUAUGAACACAUAAAAAAUAAAUGAUACCUAUUUGCGAUA
Molecule: messenger RNA, 997 nt
Organism: Diabrotica virgifera virgifera (western corn rootworm)
Lineage: Eukaryota; Metazoa; Arthropoda; Insecta; Coleoptera; Chrysomelidae
Exons: 5
Coding region: 36-947 (303 amino acids)
Cellular component (GO): cytoplasm
Molecular function (GO): phosphatase activity
Source: RefSeq, a predicted model, not a curated record